CUGAUCUCCAUUUGGAGGAGUUUUCCUUUAACACUAGAAGAAAUAUGUGCCACAGCUCGAGAACCUUUCAGUACACACUCCACAACAACAAGAGAAGCAGAUUGCUGAUUUUUCACCUGAAGAGAUCAUCUGACAUUACUGCGCUGUGAGAUUUUAAAAACUUUAUAACUUUAUUUAUACGGCAUGGUAACAGGCCCUUCCGGCCCAACGAGCCCACGCCACCCAAUUACACCCAUUACUAAGACCUAAUUUCUUCGUCAUUUAUCGACACCGUUUACUGUGUGUGCGACCUAGAUAUUUUUUUCUUCCCUGAAAAGCUAUUCAAGAGAAAAUAGAUGCCAAGCCUAUUCAAUGUCACAUCACUUGAAGACUCAUCAUUCCAGGAACCAGUCUUGUGAAGUUUUUCUGCACUACCUCCAUAGCAAGUAUAUCCAUUUUUAGUAUUCCGACCUUGAAAUUUGAUUGUCAUGGCAGGCAUUGACUUCACUGCUUUCUUGGAUUACUUGGAUGAGCAGAAUAUUUCGACAGCAAAUGAAACCUGGAUCACUUGUGUAAAUGGCUCCGAUUGUUUGACCUGGGAAAUUUAUCAUUGUAUGCAAAAUGUCAAUAAGAAUGCUAUCCUAUACAUAAUAUCAUUCUUUUACAUCCUGAUUUUUAUCAGUGGUUUGGGGGCCAACAUUAUUGUGGUCUAUGUGAAUGUGAAGUCAAUUCACUCAAGACAUGAAACACACUUCUACAUCCUGAACCUGGCCAUUGCAGACUUGUGUGUGGUAAUUACUCUCCCUAUCUGGGUCACAUCCUUCAUUCAACAUGGCACUUGGCCUUUUGGAGUGUUCAUGUGCAAAUUUACUCACCUCAUCUUCAGUGUCAACCUGUUUGGGAGUAUCUUCUUCCUAACAUGUAUGAGUGUGGACAGGUAUGUAUCAGUGAUGUGGUUCCAAGAUUCUGUUGACCGAAAGAAAGUGUUGAUCCGUAAAGUUAUCUGUGUGUUUAUCUGGAUUUUUGCCUUACUGGUAUCAGUUCCAGAUUUAAUUUUCUUGAAAGUGAAUAGCAAUCAUCAGGGUGCGCCCAUCUGUCAUUUAUCUUACCCUGAGGACAACUUCAGAGAAUGGAUGGCUGGGAUGGAAAUUUGUUGCAUCAUUAUAGGAUUUCUUAUCCCAUUCCUCGUUAUUGCAGUUUUUUAUUUCCUCCUAGCAACAGCCAUCCCAAUUGCAAAUGAUCCAGAGAGGAAAAAUAGCCGGAAGAUAAUAUUUGUCUAUGUGAUUGUUUUCCUAAUCUGUUGGUUUCCUUACCACUCUAUUCUGUUUCUUGAUGUUUUGUGGUUCCUAGAUCUUUUAUCUUUCAGUUGUCAGCUAGAAAAUUUCAUUAUUAUUUCCCUUCACAUCACUCAGUGUCUAUCUCUAAUACAUUGCUGUGUCAAUCCCAUACUCUACAGUUUCAUUAAUAAAAACUAUAGAUAUGAUCUUAUGAAAGCUUUCAUUGUCAAAUACUCUGUCAAAUCCGGCAUCAUGAAACUUAUGGAUACUACAGAAACGGAGUGCUGCAUACUAGAGUGUUCCUAAAGUAACCUUCCAUUUUUGAACAGACAUUUCCUUCUCAAAGACACACUUAGUUACUAUGGCAAAUUCUACUGAUUGAUUCAUUUGUGCAAUUUCUAUUGUAACUUAGAAGGAUUUGAGAUGCUGAUUAAAUAUUUCCGGGCAGCAGGAACAAAUUUCUAAUUGAGGGAGUUUACACUUGCAAGCAUAUACGUACCUGGCAGAUUGUAUGGAGUCAACUAACCUUUAAAUUCACAUAAAAGCUACAUGUAUUGAUAAUAUAUGCAAAGUGUUUAUAUACAUUUAUGAAUUAUAUUAAAUAUGGGAUUGCACUAAUAUAAUAUGCAGGUUCAAGGGUCCCAGAGAUUAGGGGAACUACCUCCUCCAGAGAUGCAGAGAUAAAUAGGCUGUGGAUGUAGAAUUAUUUUUGCUAAUGAAAUCUAAACUACUUUUAAUCCUGCAAUAUUGCUCACAUUCAUUUACACCUCAACCCAUCUUCUGCUGAAACUCACUUUUAUAACUUUUGAAAAAUAUGUCAUACAUUUAUUUGCAAAAAACUUAGAAAGGUGGAAUACUUUUUUAAAUGGUGAGAGAUUGACAGGUGUUAGUGUUCAGAGAGAUCUGGGUGUCCUUGUACACAAUCAUUCCAAACACAUUGAUUCCACAGGCAAUCAGUAGGUUGGCCUUUAUUUAACAAUAAAGAUGUCACCCUCCAGUUAUACAGGGUCCUAGUGAGACCACAGCCAACAUACCAUCUUCUGUCUUGUCAAGAAAGGAUAUUCUAGCCAUUGAGGGAGUGCAAAGAAGAUUCACUAGAUUGAUUCCUGAUGGGAAGGGUAGAAGGUACGUGUUUGUCCCAUGAGGGGAGAUUAAGCAUAUUGGACGUAUACACUCUGGAGUUUAGAAGAAUGAAAGGUGAUCUCAUUGAAAUGUGCAAAGUUAUUUUGGAGCUUGACCCAAUGAUUUUUUUCCCCCUUGCUUGGAUUUCGACAACCAGGGAACAUAUUCUCAAAAAAAGGGGUCAAUUAUUCAAGACAAAGAUGUGAAGAAAUUUCUUCCACAGCUGAUCGUAAAACUUCAGAAUUCUCUCCUAAAGGAGUUGUGGAAGCAGCAGCUUAUUUUCAAGAGAGAGAUGUACAGAUUCUUAGAUAUCCAGGAAUCAAGGAAAAAGGAAUCAGUGAAGAAAGGUGACGUUGAGGUUAAAGAUCAUCUAUGACCUGACUGAAUGGCCUACUCCUUCCUUUUUUUUUAAUACCCUUAUAGCACUUCAAUGCAUCCUCAACCUCCAUAGGCUCAAACAUACAAAACUGUGUUGCCAGUAUUCUAUCCUCCAAUAUCUGCCUUUCCAUUUACACCCACAUUGGCCCAGAAACACUUUUGUGUUCAAAUCCUUCUAUGACUUGCUACCUUCCUACCUUUGUAAUCUCCAAUCUUGGCACCCCAUUUGAAAUCUGUGUUUCUCAUGUUGCCUCUUGUGCAUCCCUUAUCAUUUUGCACUGUUAAUGGGGACCAUGCCAUAUCAUUAAGGUGUCAAGCUCUGGAAUUAGCCCCCAAGAUCUCUGCCUCCUCCUACUCCUUUCAAACCUUUUGCAAAUGUUUUCAGUCUCUCCUCUAAUACUAUUACAUUCUUAAAACUUGGCAUUCAGCUUCUGCGAUGUUUACCCACACUGAAGUCAGCAUAUAAGUGCAGGUUAUGACUGUAGCUGUGGAUAUCUCUUGAACUCAGGUGCUACCCACCCCAAAGGCUUCCAUGUAAAUUAUUCAACACUUUUGACUUUUUGUUUGAAAUGAUUUACUUUCUUACUCCAAUAUUAUUUAUUUAUGUCAUUGGUUUGUGAUUUCUUGAGCACAGAGUAAAAGUUCCAAAUAAAUAUUGUCAAUUUUAAAAACUCAAUUAGAUCAAUUUGAAUCCUGACCCCUACUCAGGCUCUCUUGAAGUAUCAGGUCUGGUUAAGUGAUAGGAUUCGUAUCUCUGAUUCACAAGAUCAUAAGUUUUGAACUCAUUUUUAGGCUACUACUUAAGUAGGCACGGUAGCGUAGUGGUUAGUGUAACGCUAUUACAGCGCCAGCAAGCUGGGUUCAAUUCAGGCUACUGUCUGUAAGGAGUUUGUACGUUCUCCCCGUGUCUGUGUGGGUUUCCUCCAGGUUCUCCGAUUUCCUCCCACAUUCUAAAGAUGUACGGGUUUGGAAGUUGUGGGCAUGCCACGUUGGCGCCAGAAACGUGGCAACACUUGUCGGCUGCCCCUGAGCACUCUACGCAAAAGGUGCAUUUCACUGUGUGUUUGGAUAUACAUGUGACUAAUAAAGAUAUCUUAUGUCUUAGAAGUGCAAAUGAGACAUUAAACAGGCUUUUUCUGUCCACAUAGGAGGGUUUGCGUGACCCCAUGACAUUCUUCAGUUUUCUCAAAUGCAGCAGAGAUAAACAUAUUACAACUAAAGUGCUAGGUCAUUAGCAUUGUCUCAGACAAAAUUGGUUCAUUGACUAGCAGUAAAACAAAUUAUGUAAUUACUGUCCCAUUACUAUUUGUGAGAUCAUUCUAUGCAACAAAUUGGCUGUUGUUUUCUUUUUCUUACAGUUUAAUUCCUGAUAUGUAAAAUCUUUUUUCAGUCGUGACAUUCCUAGGGAAAGGCCUAAUUUCUGUUUAAUGCUCCAAAAUGUGUCACAGGACUAAUAUCAGAAGUUAGCAGCUAUUUAGUUUAUUAUGCACAUGAAUCACUGCAUGACCAACCUUUUGUACGUGCAUAUUAAAUACGCACAAAUCUUUCAUUUGUUUUCAUGAGUAGACUGGGUUCUAAUGGUGGCACCAGAUUUUCUUCCUGCAGUUGUUGCUAUAGUCAAUUUGCUAUAUAAUCGUAUUCUCAUAUCACAUAUACACACUUACAAUGUAGGAUACCAUUCUGCCCAUUAAAGCUAUGCCAGCUCUCUAUCCAAUGUCCCUGUAAUCGAUUCUCUCUAAUAUGUCCAUAAACUCCCAAAUUCUCUUGCCACUUACCUAUACUUGGGACAAUUUACAGUAGCCAAUUAACCUACCAGUGUGUCCUUAAGAUAUGGGAGAAAAACCAGAGCAGUCAGGGGAAACCUACACAAUCGCAGGAAAAAUGUCUGAACACCACACAGGUAGCACCAGAAGUCAGGAUCAAACCCAGGUCACUGGAGCUGUGUGGCAGCAGCAUUAUUUUGUUGUUAACUGUGGCUCAACAGUUUGACACCUAAUCAGGGGAUUCAGACAACUCAGCUAAGGAAUUGUGGAUAAAUUACAAUAAACUAUAGGCUAGGAUUGAACUGAAGGAUUCAGAAGGUUUAUCGUAUCUGGAAUAACGGAUACCUUGUAAGGAACUACAUGAUAGAGUAUAGGCAAGGGUUUACAUACAAAAUAUGGAUUUGAAAAAGUAGAGUUUGGUUCUAAAUUUAUGUUGAUGGCGGCUCCAAUGUUGGUACCGACAACUUGUUAAUAAUGAUAUUAUAAUAUCCAUGCAGUAAGACAGCAAUUAAUAAUCAAUCUUUGUUGAUGUGAAACACUAUAUCCUUAUGAUAGACUAAGGGAGCUAGGGCUUUACUCUUUGGAGAAGAGGAUGAUGAGGGGAGACAUGAUAAAGGUAUACAAAAUAUUAAGAGGAAUAGAGUAGAUAGCCAGCACCUAUUUCCCAGGGCACCAAUGCUCAAUACAAGAGGGCAUAGCUUUAGAGUAAUGGGUGGGAAGUUCAAGGGAGAUGUCAGAGGGAGGUUUUUCACCUAGAGAGUGGAUGGUGCAUGGAAUGCGCUGCUUGGGGUAGUGGUGGAGGCAGGUACAUUGGUCAAGUUCAAGAGAUUGUUAGAUAAGCAUAUGGAGGAAUUUAAAAUAGAGGGAUAUGUGGGAGGAAGGGGUUAGAUAGUCUUAAGCAAGAUUUAAAGGUUGGCACGACAUGGUGGGCCAAAGGACCUGUAUUGUGCUAUAUUGUUCUAACGACAAACUGAUUAAAAUUAUUGUACAAGCCUCACCCUAUAGUAAAUCACUAUGCAUAAUGUAAAAAUGCUCUGUUGCGCUGACAAUGCAUUGAUAUGUUUAGCUUGCAUAGAUCAAAGAUUUAUGAACUGUACCAGUGUCCUGACAUAUAAGGGCAAAUACCUUUCAAUAAAUAUAUCUGAACUUAAAUUUUGUAAAUAG
Molecule: messenger RNA, 5683 nt
Organism: Pristis pectinata (smalltooth sawfish)
Lineage: Eukaryota; Metazoa; Chordata; Chondrichthyes; Rhinopristiformes; Pristidae
Product: atypical chemokine receptor 3-like
Exons: 4
Coding region: 468-1562 (364 amino acids)
Biological process (GO): chemotaxis; vasculogenesis; G protein-coupled receptor signaling pathway
Cellular component (GO): membrane
Molecular function (GO): G protein-coupled receptor activity; chemokine binding; coreceptor activity
Source: RefSeq, a predicted model, not a curated record